Molecule: messenger RNA, 327 nt
Organism: Microthlaspi erraticum
Lineage: Eukaryota; Viridiplantae; Streptophyta; Magnoliopsida; Brassicales; Brassicaceae
Source: the annotation of a GenBank genome assembly
AUGCAAGUACAUCAACAUCUCCUCCUUGUUCCUAUCUUCCUGGAUCAAGUGGCUCCUUCCCAUUGGCUUCUUCCCUCAGCUGUUGAUUGCCAUCACGUGAUUGGCCUAGAACUCCUUCGUCCUUACUCAGUAGCUGAGUGUAGCCUUCUCAUUGGUUCAGACCACUCUUAUCCUUUAAGCUGCUGGUGUCAACAUCCCAUUGGUCUUGAGAUGAUGUGCUCCUUCCCACGUUUCUUCUUGCAGAGGGUUUUGUACGUUUCCCUUUCCAAAGGGUUUCGUACGUUUUCUUGUUCGGAGGGUUUCGUUCCCGUCGUGCUUGAGAAUUGA